CUUGUUGAUGGUGAGAUCGCUGAGAAAGAUCGGAUUUUCACUGUCCGAAUGCUUCCUGCUUUUGUGGGUGUUGAAUUUUCCGAAGCAAAAUAGGAUUGUGGAUGGUGGCUUAGGGUUGUGAUCUCCUGAGCUUGAUUGGAUUUAGAUACGGUGUUCUCUCCGAUCUGUGGUUGAUCUGUUCAUGUAACGUUCUGAUUCUUGAACUGGUAGUGAGAUGAUGAUGUUAAUGUAAUCACAGGACUUCCUCGUUAGCUGGCUUGAUGUGGCCUUCGAUAACUGUUCUGAACUAUAACUGUCUGAGGCUUGGUGGCUGGAUAUUUGGAGAAGAUGUAAUGAUGUACCGUGGCAUGAGAUGGUUGGUUCGUGUCUGAAUAGCGUUCUGAUUGAUCAUGACUUUUAUGUGUGGUGGUAGGUGUUUCGUUGGUUUGAUAAUCUAGGGAAGCGGGUAAAGCAGUCUCUGGUGUUGCACCUUGCCUUUUCUUCUGUAUCAGAUGGCUGUUCCCCCCUAUGCUCAGCUUCUCCAGAUAUAGACUCGGAAGUUUAAUGCUUCUAAUCCUCAUGUUACUUGUCUUACAAGUUUGGCCUUCUGUGACACUUGGAAUUUCUACUCUUCCUGCUCUAGGGUGUUUCACAAUAAAGUAUGUGUUUUGGAGGUUCUGCAGUAGUUUGGAACCUGGAAUUGCUCAUUUUGCACUGGUCCCUGCUUCGGUUAUACUUGUUAUUUGCUAUGACCCCUGCUGUUGUCAUUUCACUUGGGUAUGCGAGUAACAAAAGUAGUUUGGUAUUUUGCAGUUAUGGCAGGUGAGGCACCAGAAGGCUCGCAGUUUGAUGCUCGUCAAUUUGACAAGAAGAUGACCGAUCUGCUCUCUAGUGAUGCUCAAGAUUUCUUCACUCCCUAUGACGAAGUCUAUGAAAGUUUUGAUGCAAUGGGAUUGCAAGAAAACUUGCUUAGGGGUAUCUAUGCUUAUGGUUUCGAGAAGCCAUCUGCAAUCCAACAGAGGGGUAUUGUCCCUUUCUGCAGGGGACUUGACGUCAUUCAGCAGGCUCAGUCAGGAACUGGGAAAACAGCAACUUUUUGCUCUGGAAUUCUGCAGCAGCUCGAUUAUAAUAUAGUUCAGUGUCAAGCUCUCGUCCUGGCUCCCACUAGGGAACUUGCUCAACAGAUCGAGAAGGUCAUGAGAGCACUUGGAGAUUAUCUUGGGGUGAAGGUCCAUGCUUGUGUAGGUGGGACCAGUGUUCGUGAGGACCAACGCAUUCUCCAAGCUGGUGUUCAUGUUGUUGUUGGUACUCCUGGUCGUGUAUUUGACAUGUUGAGGAGGCAGUCCCUUCGUCCAGAUUAUAUCAAGAUGUUUGUUCUUGAUGAAGCUGAUGAAAUGCUUUCACGUGGUUUCAAGGAUCAGAUCUAUGAUAUCUUCCAGUUGCUUCCUGCCAAUGUCCAGAUAGGCGUCUUCUCCGCCACCAUGCCUCCCGAGGCUCUUGAGAUCACCCGGAAGUUCAUGAACAAGCCAGUCAGGAUCUUAGUCAAACGUGAUGAGCUGACUUUGGAAGGUAUCAAGCAGUUCUAUGUCAAUGUCGAGAAGGAAGACUGGAAGCUCGAAACCCUCUGUGAUCUCUAUGAAACCCUAGCAAUCACCCAAAGCGUCAUUUUCGUUAAUACAAGACGAAAGGUUGACUGGCUAACUGAUAAGAUGAGAGCCCGCGACCACACCGUCUCAGCGACUCACGGUGACAUGGACCAGAACACCCGUGACAUCAUCAUGAGGGAGUUCCGGUCGGGAUCUUCACGUGUCCUGAUCACCACUGAUCUCCUGGCUCGUGGUAUUGACGUACAACAAGUGUCUCUCGUCAUUAACUAUGAUCUGCCGACUCAACCAGAGAACUACCUCCAUCGUAUUGGAAGAGGUGGAAGGUUUGGGAGGAAGGGUGUUGCCAUUAACUUUGUGACGAAGGACGAUGAGAGGAUGCUGUUUGACAUCCAGAAGUUCUACAAUGUUAUGAUCGAGGAGCUGCCUUCCAAUGUUGCUGAUCUCCUGUGAAGCGAGUAAGAGUGGAGAUUUUUUGGUGGUGCGUUGAGAAGGAAGAGAAGAGGUUUCUUGCCUUUUCUGUUGUUUCUGCAAGCACUGUUUUUAACUUGUUGCUGUCUUCUCUUCUUUUGAGUCUGUUUUACUUUUUUUAAUUUCUAGUCUUAAUCUUAAAUGUUCUCAAGGAGAUCUUACUGUUUGAAUCAGAUGAUGAUGAUGAUGAUGAUGAUGGGUCAAGUGCACUAGCUGAAAAGGGUUUUGUUUAGUGUUUUUUUGGGGGGUCAUACAUAUAUAAUAUACUUUUGUGAGGUAUUUUUUCAGUGUUGCUCCUUUGCUUCUGCUUUCUGGUGGAAUCUAGUCCUUUAUCGUGGUUUGGGUAAAUGUAAUGAAGGCACUCUAUUAGUUAAUGCAGCAAGGUUAGAGUACUUAGAUUCAAUACUCAUUCACCCUUAUCGUAAUCAAUGAUCUGAAUAUUUGAUCUUAGUUACUUAUUACGGUCUCGAGCA
Molecule: messenger RNA, 2527 nt
Organism: Linum tenue
Lineage: Eukaryota; Viridiplantae; Streptophyta; Magnoliopsida; Malpighiales; Linaceae
Source: the annotation of a GenBank genome assembly